AUGUUUUCUCUUGCCAAGUUAGCGUACUCUGUUUGUGACGAUGAUGAUAGAAUAUUUUAUGAUAAUUUGGAGACAUUAAAAAUCGAUAUUCAACCUUGUUGUAUCGAUGUAUUGAGAUACCUAAAGAACGAGACAGGAUCAAAUAUUAAAGAUGUUGAUUUUUACCAUGAUAAUAAAUUUAAAAACAAUGCAGCCGACUCAAUGAGCGAAAAAGCCGCUGCCAGCGGACAUUUGGAGUGCUUGGCGUUCGCCGAAAGUCGCGGGUUCCCGUGGACACGGGCCGUGUGCGCCCACGCGGCCGCCAACGGACAGCUCGAGUGCCUUAAGUACGCGCGCGAACAGGGCUGUCCGUGGGACGUGACGGUGUGCGAGUACGCCGCGGCCAACGGCCAUUUGCAGUGCCUGCAGUAUGCCCGGGAACACGGCUGUCCGUGGGACGAGAUCGUGUGCGAGAAGGCGGCUGGCCGUGGCCAACUCGAAUGUCUGGCGUACCUCCAGGACAACGGGUGUCCGUGGGACGCGGCCACGUGCGAGGCGGCCGCGGCCGGCGGGCACAUCGACGUUCUGCGGUAUGCGCGCGACCACGGCUGCCCGUGGGACUCGUCGACGUGCUGUGAAGCUGCGGCCAAUGGCCACCUGGCGUGCCUGGCGUAUGCCCACGAAAACGGCUGUCUGUGGGAUAAAACGACGUGCGAAGCGGCCGCAGCCGGUGGCCACCUCCAUUGUCUGACGUACGCGCACGGUAACGGUUGCUUGUGGGACAUGAUCACGUGUGACGAGGCCGCGUCGAACGGGCACGACUCAUGUCUGGAAUAUGCGCGGGAAAACGGUUGCCCGUGGGAUGGACAUAUUCCAUGA
Molecule: messenger RNA, 858 nt
Organism: Melanaphis sacchari
Lineage: Eukaryota; Metazoa; Arthropoda; Insecta; Hemiptera; Aphididae
Exons: 2
Coding region: 1-858 (285 amino acids)
Molecular function (GO): protein binding
Source: RefSeq, a predicted model, not a curated record